AAAAGGAAAAAUUAUUCCAACACUAAACUCGUCAGUAGUCAGAUAAACCCUAAACCCUCCAUUGUCAUCUUCUCUCUCCUCUCUACAUCUAAUCACUUCCUUCAGUUUCCGAAUUCUGAAUUAGGGUUUCCACCUCUUUCCGCCAUUAAUCUUAUUCAAAAUCACACUUGUACCAGAAAAUGUUGAGAAGAAACAUACGAUUGAGGAGAGAGUAUCUCUACAGAAAAAGCUUAGAAGGCAAAGAGCGUUUGUUGUAUGAUAAGAAACGCAAAAUUAGAGAAGCUCUUGAAGAGGGGAAGCCAAUUCCAACGGAGUUGAGAAAUGAAGAAGCAUCGCUCCGCCAAGAAAUCGACCUCGAAGAUGAUUACACUGCUAUUCCUAGAUCAGUUGUUGAUGAUGAGUAUGCUAAGGCAACUGAGCGAGAACCAAAGAUUCUUCUAACAACAUCAAGGGAUCCUAGUCAACCCCUUACACAAUUUACAAAGGAAUUGAAGUUUGUCUUUCCUAAUGCAGAACGAAUGAAUAGAGGUGGCCAGAUUAUAAAUGAGAUAAUUGAAUCUUGCCGUGCUCGAGAAUUUACAGAUAUUAUAUUGGUUCAUGAGCACCGUGGUGUGCCUGACGGGCUAAUUGUUUGUCACUUACCUUUUGGUCCAACUGCAUAUUUUGGAUUACACAAUGUGGUUACCAGACAUGACAUCAAGGACAAGAAUUCGAUUGGAACAAUGCCAGGGGUUUAUCCACAUCUCAUUCUCAAUAAUUUCACAACCAAGCUAGGGGAUCGGACGGCAAGCAUCUUAAAGCAUCUGUUUCCUGUUCCGAAGCCAGAUUCAAAGCGAAUUAUCACCUUCGCUAACCAGUCUGACUAUAUCUCAUUCAGACAUCAUGUUUAUGAAAAACAAGGGGGUCCAAAAUCAAUUGAACUGAAGGAGAUUGGUCCUCGUUUUGAGCUACGACUAUAUCAGAUUAAGCUAGGAACAGUGGAGCAGAAAGAAGCCCAGAAUGAAUGGGUACUUCGCCCAUACAUGAAUACAACCAAGAAGAGGAAGUUUCUUGGCGAUUGAUUGCAUCCUUUGACCUUCGACAUGGUGUAGGCUGUUGCGUUUUUAUACUCCUUAAAUUAAGGAAAAUACAAGCUGUAAUUUUCUCUGUGAUGCUAAUACACUUAGCUUUGGUGCUGGAUGCAAAUUGAUGUUGUAAACAAUUUUGACGCAAUGAAACAUUAAAUUCAACA
This is a messenger RNA of Beta vulgaris subsp. vulgaris (sugar beet), 1231 nucleotides long. RefSeq lists its product as uncharacterized. Gene Ontology annotation, cellular component: Mpp10 complex; small-subunit processome; nucleolus. Gene Ontology annotation, molecular function: snoRNA binding; rRNA primary transcript binding. Gene Ontology annotation, biological process: rRNA processing. Bases 180 to 1061 code for a protein of 293 amino acids. NCBI's taxonomy places the organism in Eukaryota, Viridiplantae, Streptophyta, Magnoliopsida, Caryophyllales, Amaranthaceae. The transcript has 9 exons. The record is from RefSeq and is a predicted model, not a curated record.